This is a messenger RNA of Bombina bombina (fire-bellied toad), 4198 nucleotides long. It is a transcript of the gene HNF4A, whose product is annotated as hepatocyte nuclear factor 4 alpha. Gene Ontology annotation, biological process: anatomical structure development; cell differentiation; positive regulation of transcription by RNA polymerase II. The record is from RefSeq and is a predicted model, not a curated record. Gene Ontology annotation, molecular function: nuclear receptor activity; zinc ion binding; RNA polymerase II cis-regulatory region sequence-specific DNA binding. Gene Ontology annotation, cellular component: nucleus. Lineage: Eukaryota; Metazoa; Chordata; Amphibia; Anura; Bombinatoridae.
GAGUGGAGUAAAAGGCACUAAAGGUUCUGGGGCCAAUAACCUCAAACUGGGGAUCUACUGGAACGGAGCCGCUGUUUGCUCACGAUAAUGAGACUUUCUAAAGCUCUGAUAGACAUGGAUAUGGCAGACUAUACUGAAGCGUUGGAUCCAGCUUACACCACUUUGGAGUUUGAAAAUAUGCAAGUGCUGUCUAUUGGGAAUGAUACUUCACCUUCAGACGUGACAAAUCUCAAUGCUUCAAACAGUAUCGGCCUUAACUCUUUGUGUGCAAUUUGUGGAGACCGUGCUACAGGAAAACACUAUGGAGCUUCCAGUUGUGAUGGGUGCAAAGGCUUCUUCAGAAGAAGUGUUAGAAAGAAUCACAUGUAUUCUUGCAGGUUUAGCAGGCAAUGUGUUGUUGAUAAAGAUAAAAGGAACCAGUGUCGUUACUGCAGACUGAAGAAGUGCUUCCGAGCAGGAAUGAAAAAAGAAGCUGUCCAGAAUGAAAGAGACAGAAUAAGUACAAGAAGAUCAAGCUAUGAAGAUAGCAGUUUACCAUCCAUCAAUGUAUUAAUUCAAGCUGAAGUCCUAUCACAACAGAUAACCUCAUCCGUGUUGGUGUUAAAUUCAGACAUAAGAGGGAAGAAAAUUGCAAAUAUCACAGAUAUAUGUGACUCGAUGAAACAGCAGCUACUGGUUUUAGUUGAAUGGGCCAAAUAUAUUCCAGCAUUCUGUGAGCUUCCUCUAGAUGACCAGGUGGCUUUACUGAGAGCACAUGCAGGAGAGCACUUACUUCUUGGGGUUGCUAAGCGGUCGAUGAUUUACAAAGACAUUUUACUUCUAGGAAAUGAUCGUGUAGUUCCAAGAAACUGCCCAGAACUUGAAGUGGGUCGAGUAGCGAUUAGGAUAUUAGAUGAAUUGGUUGUUCCCUUUCAAGAGCUUCAGAUUGAUGACCAUGAAUAUGCAUGUUUGAAAGCAAUAAUAUUUUUUGACCCAGAUGCCAAAGGAUUAAGUGAUCCCAGCAAAAUCAAGAGGAUGAGGUACCAGGUGCAGGUUAGCCUGGAAGAUUACAUCAAUGACAGACAAUAUGAUUCUAGAGGAAGGUUUGGGGAACUUCUCCUUCUGCUGCCCACCUUACAGGGCAUUACCUGGCAGCUGAUUGAGCAAAUCCAAUUUGUCAAACUCUGAAUGGCCAAAAUUGACAACUUGCUACAAGAGAUGCUUCUUGGAGGUCAGUUCACAAAUGAAGCCCCUCAUGCUCAUCACUCUCUGCACCCUCAUUUGGUUCAGGAAAAUCUAGCAACAAAUGUUAUUGUUGCCAACAACACUUUGCCAAACCAGCUUCACAAUGGACAAAAUGUGUAAGCAUCUACACCAGAGACUCCUCAGCCAUCUCCACCAGCAAGUUCUGGCACAGAGCAUUAUAAAAUUGUACAUGGGGCCAUUUCUGCUAUAUCUAAACAUCCAACAUCUAUUCCUCAACCAACCAUCACCAAGCAGGAAGCUAUGUGAAUGAAAAGGGCAUAGAUUAACCCUGCUGCUGUGUUACAGGAAAUAAAAGGACUAUAUAAAGCUAUAGCGUUGCAAAGGAUAAAGAAAAAUAAGUGAUCUUGUACUUGCAAUACUUGAGGAAAUUGGACACAUAUUGUGUUUUGCUUGGCAAUAUAUUGCAGGCCUCCUCUGGCAUCAAAGUGGUACCUAAGCAAUAGUUUAGUGAAAAGUUUUGGGGGGGUUCCCACUGAAAGGCUUUGAACAUGGGUACAUUGAACUAAUAUGGUUGCUAUUUUAGAUGAAUUAUAUAUUAAAAUAUCUUUGAAGUAUAAAAAGCUUAUUUUAUUUUAGGCCAUAUUUAAAAAAUUUGUUAUAUAUAUUCAGUAAUGCAUCCUUUUAAAGCUCUAACUCAAUGGGUAUUACAAUAGUAAAAUUGCCUUCAAAACAAUCUAAAAUAUUUAAUAUAAAUAAAAUAAAAUUACACAAAAAUAUAAAGCUGGUGGACAAUACUGUACAUACAAAAAUCCAUAAGAAAUUAGUCAAACAAGCCAAAUAAGAUAAAAGAUUAAAAAAAUGCUAAAAGAGUGAAAUACUGCCAUUUUGAUCAAUUAGCAUGUAGUCAUCAGGACUUGUGAAUAUUGGUAGUAGACCCACAUUGGCACUAGAGUAAUAGGGUAAAGACUAUUAAAUAGCACAAUACUUAUCUCUUUUUUCUUUCUUUUUUGCUUUAGAAGAUUUCGUUUUUGGAAUGUUUACGAGAUACUGUGCUAGUUCUUGGUCAUUCUGCUGCAAUUUUAAUCAUUUGCCUUUACUAAUGUUUUUAAAGGGUGGCAACAAGUCUUAACUAACAUUAAAAUAAUUGUGCUACAAAUGUCUUUAUCACAUUUAAUGUUUUGUUUUAAUUUAUUUAUUAUGCAUGUUUUUUUAUCCAAAUUAUGGAGAAGAACUGAAGUAAAGAUAAUAAGUUCCUAUUUUUUAAAGCAUUAUAAUGAAAUAACAUACAACAGAUGUAAAAGAUAAACUUAUAGUGAGUAUGUAUUUAUUCUAAGUCAUCCCAUGAUGACCUGUUUUUAUGUGAUCCAGCUCCAUAGACACAUGUUGAGGACAGUCUACUGAGUAUACUCGCAUUUGUUAUUUAUGCAUAGCAUAUAUCAGCAAUUAAACAAUGUAGGACACUCCCUUUUAAAAGCCUCUUAUCCCCAAGGCUAAUUAGUGACACCUAUAAAUGACCUACUACAGUGGUCAUUCUCUGCAUAGAUUGUAGCAGGGUUACAAUUGUGAAAUUAAAUCAAAGGCAAAAGGGCCAAAAAUAAAUAACGAAAAGAUAUUGUGAAGAUUUUGUUUGCUUUUUUAACUAUGCAAAAUGAUACAUUUCAUAGGGAAUUUAAUGUUGAGUACUAGAUUCUAUUAACACCAAAAUGGCAUUGUACCCUCUUAUGUGCAGUAUGCCUGAGUAGCAGAAGGCAGCUUUUUGCUCCAUGUAUUAUGUACACCAUAUAGAAUAAAUCAUGGAGGAUUCAGGUUGCAAUAUCUAAUGUGACUGUUAGCAAACUAAACGGUAAAAAUGCUACAUUUUCUAUAAACAAGAUGAAUACAUAGAGGCCUAUUUAUCAAAUGUCUGUCGGACCUGAUCUGACAGUGCGGAUCAGGUCCGACAGACAUUGCUGAAUGUGGAGAGCAAUACGCUCUCCGUAUUCAGCAUUGCACCAGCAGCUCUUGUGAGUUUCUGGUGCAACGCCGCCCCCUGCAGACUCGCGGCCAAUCGGCCGCCAGCAGGGAGGUGUCAAUCAACCCGAUCGUACUCGAUCGGGUUGAAUUGUGGCGAUUCCUGUCCACCUGCUCAGAGCAAGCGGACAGGGUUAUGGAGCAGCGGUCUUUAGACCUCUGCUUCAUAACUGCUGUUUCUGACGAGUCUGAAAACUCGCCAGAAACACGGGCCCUCCAGCUCCAUACGGAGCUUGAUAAAUGGGCUUCAUAAAGUUCAUGUAAUUAAAAAAAACCCAGCUAUUAGUAUUAAACAAAACACAAAUAUGUUUAUGUUACUGAGUCAGCAAACUUUAUUAACUGAUCUUACCAUUAUUGUUCUCCAUUAAAAAUUAGUAGUACUGAGGAUAGUUUUAUUAACAUAUCAUGCAACUUAAAGAACACCAUGAAAAGCAUACAGAUACAUCCACUUUAUAGAGUAAAACAUGAGAUUGUAUCAUUGUUUUUACCCCCACAAGAAGAAUGCAGAGAAAAUAGGCUCGUCACCUUUUUUUAUUUUCGUGGAAACAUCUACCAUAGUAAUUUGCAUAAAUAUGUAACACCACCCACAAAAUAAAGCUGUUACUAUAGAUUUCUUUCCCAAACCUAGCGAAAUUCCAGUCAAAAGAUUUCUAUAUUUAUUCUAUAAUACUCAUAUUGGCCAUAACAGCAGAAAACAAGCUGAUGGCAAUCUUCUUUCAUGAAGCAAAUUGAUAGGGAAUAUCGGUGUUAAUGUUUCACAUGUCUACUCUUUCUGGUAAAGCAAUAAUAAUUGUGGUACCUGCGUUAUACAUUUAUAUUGACCACAACUGCAAAUAUUGUCACUGCCGCUACAAUAGAAUUUACAUUAACUUAUAUUUUUUGAUCCACAAAUGGUAUAUAUUCACUGCCCUAAACAUAAUACUUUAUAACACUGCAAAUGUAAAUAGAAAUAUGAUAUUUUCAGUAAUUUAUUUUCCCUAAAGAAUGCACUGUUUAAAUUAUU